Molecule: messenger RNA, 922 nt
Organism: Camellia sinensis
Lineage: Eukaryota; Viridiplantae; Streptophyta; Magnoliopsida; Ericales; Theaceae
Molecular function (GO): DNA binding
Source: RefSeq, a predicted model, not a curated record
AAGCAAAUCAAAGGUCAGAGUCUUCGAGAAUGAGUUCAAGCGUGUUCUUUUGCUUUGAGAAGGUACUCUCGAAGUCAGAUGCUACCAAAACCAUCUUGCAGGUACCUCAUUCCGCAACUAAUUUACCAGAAGAAAACAAAGAAGUGAUAGUUGUAAAGGAUCAAACUGGAAGGAAAUGGAAGUUUGAGGUGGCGAUAAAAGAUGAUGAGAAGCAAAAAAGGUUGCAAGGCGAAUGGAGUCAGUUUACUAAGGCUUAUGGUCUCAUGAAAGGUGUUAUUGUCAAGUUUUAUUUCAAUCCCAAUGAAAAUUUAUAUUACGUGGAAUUGGAAGGCCAACUGCUCAGUGGUUGGAGAACUACUUCCAGAAUAAGCUUUGAGAAGAAGCUCUCCGAAGAAGAUUUAACCGACAUGAAUAUACCACUGAUUCAUGAGAACAACCAGCCCGUCAUGGUUGUGUGGGAUCAAAAAGAUAUGCAGUGGAGGUUUCAGAUAGCAAUAGGUGGUGAUAAUGGUAAUAAAAAGUUAUUGAAUCGCGAAAAAUGGAUUCAAUUUGUACGUCGUAAUGAACUGGAGGCCGGAGAAACACUGAAGCUUCGGUACUCUCCCACUGAAGGAACAUAUUCUGCCGAAUGUGAAGGCCCUAACCGCAUCCCGACUCGUCAGUUCCUUUGAUACGAUGAAGAACUAAAUGAGGGACCUGCAACAACAAAUUUCUUUCUCGUUUCAGUUAAAGUCAAUUGUCCUCUACUUAUGUUUUGUUAUUUUUGUUUUUUUUAUUAUUUUUUAUUUUUUAUUUUGGGAUUUCAUGCAAGGAUCCAUGUGAGCGGUUGUUGCUGAGCCUAGUAACCUGUUAUUAUAUAUAUAUAUAUAUCAGUGAACUAAAUAGGUUUUGUUUCGUUUGUAUUAUCAUAUCAUGUGUCAUC